Molecule: messenger RNA, 1589 nt
Organism: Rhipicephalus microplus (southern cattle tick)
Lineage: Eukaryota; Metazoa; Arthropoda; Arachnida; Ixodida; Ixodidae
Product: venom serine carboxypeptidase-like
Biological process (GO): proteolysis
Molecular function (GO): serine-type carboxypeptidase activity
Source: RefSeq, a predicted model, not a curated record
AUCCUUGCAGGAGAGAAAUAAAGCACGGAUAUUGAUUAAUCGUCCGGUCACAAGUGCAUGCUAACAUUGUGACCAACGGGCUUACAGUUAUAAGGAAGCAGCAUGACAUGGCCACAUAUAAGGAUACUUAUCAUCCUUGCAGUUUGUUUACAAUACAUAAAGGGAGCGGACACCAACGGUGAGACCGAACAAACAAAUAGCGACUCUCCUGUUCCACCAGAACGAAGUCUUCCAGAACAGAAACCUUUGUUGUUAACGCCUCUAAUUAUGAAUUGCUCAUACGAUGAAGCGAGAGAAAAAAGCCAAGUGGAAUUAUUUAGAAAUAUGGGCAUCAAUGCGCAUUCUGGUUACAUCACUGUCAACGAGACAAUAAACCUCUUUUUCGUGUUGGUAGAGGGCGCAAAAAAUGAUUCUUCUGAGCCACUGCUGCUUUGGACUCAGGGAGGGCCUGGUUUGUCUGCACUGUUUGGUCUGUUUCUGGAAAAUGGUCCAGUGGCAAUCAAUGAAAGUGGAAACCUUUCACCAAGAAACAAUACCCUGCAAAAGAACAUGAGUGUCCUUUACGUUGACCUGCCCGUGGGGGCUGGAUUCAGUUUCACAACCCAUAAUGAUUCAUACGCCAAGUCUUUGAACGAUAUUGUAUUCUCUGUCAUGGAGUUUCUCAAGCAGUUCUUGCAGCUGUUUGGCUACUACAGAAACAGGCCCUUCUACCUUGGCGGAGAAUCCUACGGAGCUAGGUACUCCGUUGCUGUCGCAAACCGGAUGCUGUCCCACCCAGAAGAUGUGUCGCUAAGCCUGAAAGGUGUCAUAAGCGGCAGUGGAUUUCUUGGCCCAGUGUUGGAGAUCGCAGAAUCAAGCAGAUUCCUCUACGAAAUGUCUAUGGUCGACGAAACAGGACGCGGACGCUUCAAACAGGAAUUCGAAACGAUGAAACUACUUGCAGCAAAUCAAUCUACAGCUCUCGGAGCAGUACUAAUGCUGGGUGCUACAAUAUUCACCAGCUCUGAAUCACCAACUCUAUUUCAAGAGCUUACAUUAUUCAAUGAUCACGCGAGUCCUCUUUUUACAGAAAGGCCAGGUAUCAUGUAUGCAUGUGUUGUGGUUCUUAAUUCAACAUAUAUGAGACAAGCGCUCCAUGUUGGAGGUGUACCUUUUCAAUUUAACAACCCGCUCCUUCUGUCAAACCUUGCACCUGACUGGUUAGUAGAGAUCAAUGCCAUGGUAGAAAAAGUACUAAAUGAAUCAAGCCUGCUUUCUUACAUAGGCCAACUUGACACUCUUUUUCCCGCGGUGAAUCAGAAAGCGUACUUCGCCAAACUGAAUUGGACGCAUGCAGAUACGUAUCGUAACACCAGCCAUCAGCUCUGGAGGAAACCAGACAGGUAUUAUGGCCAUGAUGGUUAUAUAAAGAAAGUAGCGCAUUUAACAGAGGCUGUUCUUCUGGGAAUGAGUCACUACAGUUCUGCAGAAAAACCUGACGAAGUGUACUAUUUGAUAACAGAAUUUGCGGCUAAUUCAUCAAAUACUGCGAAAGUGGGAGUGAUGAUUGAGAAUGCUAGAGUACAAUAAACAUUGAAUUCUUAUGUGUA